Belonocnema kinseyi is the source of this 5950-nucleotide messenger RNA. RefSeq names its product collagen alpha-1(I) chain-like. Gene Ontology annotation, molecular function: extracellular matrix structural constituent. Gene Ontology annotation, cellular component: collagen trimer. The coding region runs from base 632 to 5950 and encodes 1772 amino acids. The record is from RefSeq and is a predicted model, not a curated record. The transcript is spliced from 29 exons. Lineage: Eukaryota; Metazoa; Arthropoda; Insecta; Hymenoptera; Cynipidae.
GCGAGCAGUGCACCAGAGCAAGCACCGCCAGAGCAGAUCGCGCAUCUCCCCGGGACUGUUGCGCGGCCGGGAAGGUUUCUUCUCUCUCCCUCUCUUCGGGGUUCACUCUCUCUUCUUCUCCACCACAAUCUUUCUCUCUUUUUCUCCUCUCCUGGGUCCGCGCGGUGUAAUCCGUCCAUUCGUUAUAGUUAUACGUAUAUCCGACCGCAAAGCGGGCCGCAUGACAGCACGCGCGACAGCGCAGAACCGCGCAAGGAUACAGCACGGGGCGAACAGCGAAUAAGCUGAGAAAGAGUCAAGAGGAGGAGGAGAGAGAAAGAGAGAGAAGAGCCAGCUCCACAACGACAGAACGACCCAAGGCUCGGCUCGGCCGACUCGAUAUCCUCCGACACUUGCCGCGGCGUGGACCUUAAAUCGCUCGCGAGUUACAGGUUACAGGCCCUUCAGGCUCUCCCUGGUAAAGGACAUGCCGCGAGACCUUCACCGGGAGCUGCGGUAACACGAGAGAUUGCAGGAGGACCUGUCACGAGGACCUGGUGAGUUUCGGUUUGCUCUCGGCCUCAGAACACCAGGGUGAAGACGGCUGACAAGGGUGAAGAGAAAGCUGGUUGAUAGAGGCUACAGGGGCAGGAUGCGGCCCAAGGGUCGCAUCUUAACAGCAUUUCCGCAAUCCGGAGAAGUCCUCUGGGUCUUCGGAGUAGUGGCUGUCCUUUGCACAGGAUGGAUAUCCGGAGCACAGGGUGUUAUAUGCAAGGACGACUACAAAUGCAAUUGCACAGGAAUAAAGGGAUUUCCAGGACAUCCGGGAGUCCCAGGAGUGGAAGGACCUCAAGGAUCGCCAGGAGAUGUUGGGCCAGAUGGACCAGAGGGCCCAAAAGGCGAGAAGGGGGCUGGAGGGGAAUUCGGAAGUACCGGAGAGAAGGGCUACAGAGGUGACCAAGGACUCAUAGGAUCUGUGGGUGACUCUGGAAGAGCGGGAAUGAUAGGAUUUCCCGGAGUAAGAGGUCCUGAUGGAUUGGACGGUUGUAAUGGAACAGAUGGAAGAAUGGGAGCACCUGGAAGAUCAGGUCAUUAUGGUGAAAGAGGUUCUGUAGGACCUCUAGGAAAUCGUGGUCCUGUAGGUGAACCUGGAGAAGGUGGUGUCAACUCAUUAGGAAUCAAAGGAAUUCGUGGGGAACAUGGAACAGAUGGACCACAGGGUUACUCAGGAUCAGUUGGAUACACAGGAGACGUGGGACUUCCAGGAGAAAGAGGAGAUACAGGCUUUGAUGGCUAUCCUGGAGCGAAGGGUCCUCUGGGAGAAGAAGGUGACGCUGUUUACGGGAUAAAAGGAAUGGCAGGAGAUGUUGGCGAGCAAGGAGAUCCUGCACCAAAUUUCUAUCCAUUUGAAAGGGGAAACACGACAGGAACGAAAGGAGAGCGAGGUCCCGCAGGACCUAAAGGUGACGAAGGAAGUAUGGGCCGACAAGGUUUACCUGGUGUUAAAGGACCACAGGGACCUCCUGGAAGACCAGGUUUAAAAGGUUUAAAGGGAGAACAAGGUGACGAUGGUCCCAGAGGAAAGCAGGGAGUUUCUGGACCACCGGGUCCUCUCGGAGAAAAGGGAGAGAAAGGAGCUCCUGGAUUCGAAGGACGUCCAGGAUCAGAUGGCUCUACCGGUGAACCAGGAGAACCAGGAAAUCCUGGGCUACCAGGAAGGCAAGGCGCAGAGGGGGAAAAGGGAGCUUACAUACCGGAACUCGACGAAAUGGUACCUGGAAGUAUAGGACCUCAAGGAGAUUUAGGUCCACCUGGUGAAAAAGGAGAAUCUGGAACACCCGGAUCUCCAGGAAAUGUUGGUUAUCUCGGACCAGCAGGUCCUCCAGGACCACCAGGAGCUCCCGGCAAACCAGGUGCUCCGGGACCUUCCACCAAGGGAGAACGAGGAGACGAUGGAAUGCCCGGACAAGUUGGACCCAUUGGCCCUCCAGGUUAUCCAGGUGUUCCUGGUCCACUUGGUGAAAAGGGACAUCCUGGUCUUACUGUAGUGGGACCACGUGGACUAGAUGGAAAGCAAGGCUUCGAUGGAUUCCCCGGACUCAUUGGAGAUCGGGGUGAUAAUGGACCACCAGGAGACAAAGGUUUUCCCGGAAAAGGUGUUAGGAUUCGGGGACCACCUGGAGAACAUGGACUUCCGGGACCCCCUGGUUUUGCAGGAGAGCCAGGAACUCCAGGUUUGCCAGGUCCUAAUGGGCUAAAAGGUAUACGAGGAGACGACUGUGGCAUAUGCACACCAGGACUCCCUGGAUUGAAGGGGGAACAAGGAGAAUCUGGAAGACCAGGAUUUUCAGGAACUCCUGGAUAUGCCGGAUUCCCAGGUCCCCGAGGAAGAAAAGGCAUUCCAGGAAAUCCUGGAGAAAUAGGUCCAGCAGGUCUAGAAGGUACCAGUGGUCGACCUGGAAUUGCGGGUGCUACUGGUCCUAAAGGAGAACCGGGAAGAGUUUAUUGGCCACCCAGAAAUGCAACAAUUGCGCCACCUGGAGACAAGGGUGACAAAGGUUACCCUGGUCCAGAAGGAUUUCCAGGAUCAAAAGGUCGAUUUGGACCAGAAGGUGAUAUAGGAUUCGAUGGACCCAAGGGAGAAAAGGGUAAACACGGUGAGCCUGGAUUUCCUGGUCAAGAUGCUUACGAUGGAAUGCCUGGUCUUAUUGGAUUGAAAGGAGAACCUGCUCUAAUACCAAAGCAUAUGUUAAGAGGUGACAAAGGUAUUCCUGGGAUAGAUGGUCUCAAGGGUGAAAGGGGAAUCGUAGGAGCCAAAGGACAACGAGGAGAUUCAGGAGCAGCGUUUUUCCAAGACAUAAAGGGCGAUAAGGGUAUAAAAGGAUUUCCGGGAGAAGCAGGAUUUGAUGGGUAUAAGGGUGUCAAAGGACGAGUAGGUGAUCAAGGAUAUUCAGGAUUGCCAGGACCAAGGGGACCAGAAGGUCCUUUAUUACUUGGCCAACCAGGUUUAAAAGGCUAUCGAGGAAUGCCUGGAGACCAAGGACUGCGUGGAACUCCAGGAGUCCCAGGAGCAAGGGGACCUGAUGGUUACGCCGGUUUCCUAGGACAAAAGGGAGAUCGUGGUGAUCCAGGUACGAAUGUGAUGUACGGAGAUACAGGAGUCAGGGGACCUCCAGGAGAAAAAGGAGAGUAUGGUGAGCCAGGGCCUCAGGGAUAUUCAGGCAGGCCUGGUUAUGAUGGAGUGAAAGGAACCAAAGGAGGCAAAGGAGCACCAGGUUUUAUGGGGCAAUCUGGACUUCAGGGUGCCAAAGGUGCACAUGGGGACAGCAUUCAAGGUCCUCGCGGAAUGCCUGGAAUUCCAGGAAUUCCUGGAAAAAGAGGCAGUCGUGGAGAUUUUGGCUUGAGAGGUGUUGAUGGAAUAUCAGGUUUCGAUGGUAUGAAAGGAUUGAAAGGAGACGUUGGAAUUGAAGGACGACGUGGAGAAGAUGGAGAAACAGGAGAAAUAGGAUAUCCUGGAAUGGUUGGUGCUCCGGGUCUACCGGGUCUUUCCGGAAUGGAUGGAGAUGUUGGAGAAUUAGGAGAUCAAGGUAGACAAGGAGCUCCAGGUGUAGACGGACCAGAUGGCGAAACUGGUCCUAAGGGAGAACGAGGAGAUACUGGUCCUCAAGGUCAACCUGGAGUUCGUGGACCACCUGGUCGCAAAGGUGUCAUCGGUGACCUUGGUCGCGAUGGAAUAGAUGGAGAGCGAGGAGAAAAUGCAUUCAGUGGUCCUCAAGGAGACAAGGGAGAAUCUGGAUAUAUGGGAGAAACGGGAGCUCCCGGUCGUCCAGGAAUUGACGGUCGUCCAGGUCUUCCGGGAGAACCUGGAAUCGCAAAGGACGGUUUUGAUGGGGUGAAGGGAGAAAGGGGAGAACCUGGAUUUGACGGAUUCAAUGGACGCUAUGGCCUUAAAGGAGAAAUAGGAGACAUGGGUGCUGAUGGUCCAAAGGGAGAACGAGGAGACGACGGAAUGAAAGGUAGACCAGGCUGGCGUGGAUCACAUGGAAGAACUGGUGUUAAAGGAGAAAGGGGUUUAAUGGGAAUAGCUGGUAUUGAAGGUCCAAAAGGAAAGCCAGGCUUAGGUGGAGAUCCUGGUCAAAUGGGACAUCCAGGGAUGCCUGGUGAUAUUGGUGAACAAGGAUAUCCAGGACUUCAAGGACCUCAAGGUCCUAAAGGACAACUUGGUGAGGCCGGAAUAACACCAUACGUCGAGGCAACAAAAGGUGAUUUCGGUAACCCUGGAAUACAUGGAUUCCCUGGAAGGAAAGGAGAACGAGGAGAAACUGGUUAUGUUGGACGCACUGGAAUGAGGGGAAUGAUGGGAGAUAUGGGAUUCCGUGGAGCAGACGGCUUUCCAGGAAUUGAGGGAUUUCCAGGUCUACCAGGUGAUCAAGGACUACCAGGACUUCCAGGAUUAUCUGGACAGUUUGCCGAACCUGGUGAACCAGGUAGAGAUGGAUUAGAUGGACGACCAGGAAUUCAUGGAGUACCUGGACAAAAAGGAGCUCCUGGAGAAUACGGACAAAAUGGUCCCAAAGGAAUUGAAGGAGAUGAAGGCGGUGUGAUAGUAGGACCUAAGGGAAUCAAAGGAGAUAUAGGACCUAGAGGAUUUGUCGGAUUCCCUGGUGAGCAAGGCCGAAAAGGAAUGUCAGGAUUCCCAGGACUUGUAGGAUUGAAGGGUUACGUAGGAGAGCCAGGAAUUAGUGCUUUGAGUGCUAAAGGAGAAAGAGGAGAUGCUGGUUGGACAGGAUUAGAUGGUCGUUUAGGUCUCAAAGGUUCUAGAGGAGAUUCCGGAUCAAUCGGAAGAGCAGGACGUCCAGGUGUCAAGGGUGAAAGAGGUGAUGAAGGAGAACCUGGAAUAGCCGGACUACCAGGUCCUACUGGUCCUCAGGGAUUGAAAGGAAAUCGAGGAAUAAUCAAAUACCCAUCUGAACCUACACCAGGAUUACCAGGAGAUGAUGGAUUGGAAGGCGCAGCAGGAUAUCCUGGAGGGAAGGGAGAGCAAGGUGAUGCAGGAGAAGAUGGUUUGCCAGGACGUACGGGAGAAAGAGGUAUGGAUGGUCCUCCAGGUAUAACUGGUUUACCGGGAAGAGAUGGCCCUGACGGACUUCCUGGACCUCCUGGAGCUACAGGUCGAACUGGACCAUCAGGGUUUCCUGGAGAAGUCGGAGAACCGGCUCCAAGGCCUCGAGGUCCUCAGAGUAGAGGAUUCUUCUUUGCAAGGCAUUCACAAUCAGAAAUGAUUCCAACCUGUCCGAAAGACACUAUAAAAAUGUGGGACGGUUUCUCACUUCUGCAUAUCAUGGGCAAUGGUCAACCAUGGGCUCAAGACCUCGGUAACGCUGGUAGUUGUCUGCGAAAGUUCUCCACUAUGCCGUUCGCGGUUUGUAACUUGAACGACGUUUGUGACUACGCACAAAGAAAUGACUACAGUUACUGGCUCAGUUCUACCGAACCAAUGCCGAUGAUGAUGACACCAAUCGCAGCUCCUGAAGUUGGAAGAUACAUUUCUAGGUGUUCAGUUUGCGAAACUCCUACAAGACUAAUAGCGAUUCACAGUCAAACUAUGGAAAUCCCUCAGUGUCCUGGUGGCUGGGAAGAACUCUGGGCUGGCUACAGUUUUCUCAUGAUGCCAACGACUGACCAUAAAAUUUUAAUUCAUGGACAUAAGAUCAUUGAGUCCUCAUUGCUUCCAAUCGGGCAAAUGUCAGAAGAGGCUCAGGAAUCAUGUGACAAGCUUUUGAUUACAUCAGACCCGAAAAUCAUUAUUUUACGUAAACUGCCUCAAAGAAAACUAAAGUCCUUUUCUCAAGAAGCGUUAGAAUUGCUUCGUGGAAUGGAAGUUCCAAUACCCGACUUGAAUCGUGAGAUUAAUGACUCUAAUGAAAGUGACGAUAACAGUGUUGACUCGGAUUCGUCUAAUAGUGACUAA